AGCCCGGUAGCCUGUCAAAGAGUCUGGUUACUAUUCCUCCGCCUCCCUCUAGGACAGCUUCAGAACCCAGCGGGGACGCACAGAGUGAAAAUGGUCCACCAUUCAGGCUCGAUUCAGUCCUUUAAACAGCAAAAAGGUAUGAAUAUAAGCAAGAGUGAGAUAACAAAAGAAACUUCAUUAAAACCAUCCAGGAGAUCCCUGCCUUGCCUUGCCCAGAGCUAUGCCUACUCAAAGAGUUUGAGCCAAUCUACCUCACUCUUCCAGUCAACGGAGAGUGAGUCUCAGGCUCCCACUUCUGUGACCUUAAUCUCUGCUGACAAAGCAGAGCAAGUUAAUGCUGAGGAUGAUAAAAAAGACUCUGUGCUCAAAUGCUCUUUUGCUGACCUCAGUGACUUUUGCUUGGCCCUAGGAAAAGAUAAGGAUUACAUGGAUGAAUCAGAACAUGCUAAUUAUGACCGAUCUCGGCUUAUUAAAGACUUUGUUCCCAAAGAUAAUUCUGAAUCCAAGGCAAAAUUGUCUAAGAAUGACAUGAAUUACAUAGCAUCCAGUGGACUUCUAUUCAAAGAUGGCAAAAAACGGAUUGAUUACAUCCUGGUGUAUAGAAAGUCAAAUAUACAAUAUGACAAAAGAAACACAUUUGAAAAGAACCUCAGAGCAGAAGGCCUGAUGUUGGAAAAAGAGCCAGCUGUUGCAAACCCUGAUAUCAUGUUUAUUAAAAUUCAUAUUCCUUGGGACACGCUGUGCAAGUAUGCAGAGAGGCUAAAUAUCAGGAUGCCCUUCAGGAAAAAAUCCUACUACACUGACCGGAGCAGCAAAUCAAUUGGCAGUGUACAAAAUUAUUUUAGAAGGAUAAAAAAAUGGAUGUCCCAAAACCCAAUGGUUCUGGACAAGUCAGCUUUUCCACACCUAGAGGAAUCAGAUUGCUAUACGGGCCCCUUCAGCCGUGCACGGAUUCACCACUUCAUAAUAAACAAUAAGGACACAUUCUUCAGUAAUGCUACUCGAAGUAGGAUAGUCUAUCACAUGCUACAGCACACCAAAUACGAAAAUGGAAUCUCAAAAGUGGGUAUCUGUAAACUUAUAAACAAUGGAUCAUAUAUAGCAGCUUUUCCUCCACAUGAGGGAGCCUACAAGAGUAGCCAACCCAUCAAAACGCAUGGACCUCAGAAUAAUAGACAUCUAUUAUAUGAGCGCUGGGCACGCUGGGGAAUGUGGUAUAAGCAUCAGCCCUUGGAUUUAAUCAGCCAGGAAAUCUGCAAGGCCACUGAAGUCUUCAUGUGCCCUCUCUGUGACAAGAACUGCUCUCUGCAGAGACUCAACGAAAGCUGCAUCUAUGCCAAGGUGACAUACUUGUUUGAUAAUGGAGGAACGGUCUUCUUUGCUAUUUUUAUGGCAAUAUGGGCCACAGUCUUCUUGGAGUUUUGGAAAAGGAGAAGAAGUACACUUACCUAUACUUGGGACCUCAUUGAAUGGGAAGAAGAGGAGGAAACACUUCGGCCCCAGUUUGAAGCCAAGUAUUACAAGAUGGAGAGAGUGAACCCCAUCAGUGGAAAGCCUGAGCCACAUCAGCCUUCCUCAGACAAAGUCUCUCGUCUUCUUGUUUCUAUCUCAGGAAUAUUCUUCAUGAUUUCUUUGGUGAUCACUGCGGUGUUUGCUGUUGUCGUGUACCGCCUGGUCGUCAUGGAACAGUUCGCGUCAUUCAAGUGGAAUUUCAUCAAACAACACUGGCAGUUUGCAACAUCAGCUGCUGCUGUCUGUAUCAAUUUUGUGAUCAUUAUGGCACUGAAUCUUGCUUAUGAAAAAAUUGCCUACCUUCUCACCAACUUAGAAUAUCCUCGAACAGAAUCUGAGUGGGAAAACAGCUUUGCUUUGAAGAUGUUCCUUUUCCAGUUUGUGAAUUUAAAUAGUUCUAUCUUCUAUAUUGCUUUCUUUUUGGGGAGAUUUGUAGGCCACCCAGGAAAUUACAAUAAACUUUUUAACCGGUGGAGACUGGAGGAAUGUCAUCCCAGUGGCUGUUUGAUAGACCUCUGCCUCCAGAUGGGAGUGAUCAUGUUUUUGAAGCAAAUAUGGAACAACUUCAUGGAACUAGGAUACCCGUUGAUCCAGAACUGGUGGUCACGCCACAAAAUCAAGCGAGGAGUACACGAUGCUUCCAUACCUCAGUGGGAAAAUGAUUGGAAUCUGCAGCCCAUGAAUAUUCAUGGACUGAUGGAUGAGUAUUUAGAAAUGGUUUUGCAGUUUGGUUUUACCACCAUCUUUGUUGCGGCUUUUCCUCUGGCACCUCUUUUGGCCUUAUUAAACAACAUCAUUGAGAUCAGGCUGGAUGCCUACAAAUUUGUCACCCAGUGGCGGAGGCCUCUGCCGGCACGAGCCACCGACAUAGGCAUCUGGUACGGCAUUCUUGAAGGAAUCGGCAUAUUGGCCGUGAUCACCAAUGCCUUUGUAAUUGCUAUUACGUCUGAUUACAUCCCGCGUUUUGUCUAUGAAUACAAAUACGGCCCCUGCGCAAGUCGCUUUGAAUACGGUGAAAAUUGUUUAAAGGGAUAUGUCAACAAUAGCCUAUCCUUCUUUGACCUGAGUGAGCUUGGUAUGGGGAAAUCUGGUUAUUGCAGGUACCGGGACUACAGAGGUCCCCCAUGGAGUUCCAAACCCUACGAGUUCACCCUACAGUACUGGCAUAUCCUUGCCGCUCGACUGGCCUUCAUUAUCGUGUUUGAGCACCUUGUUUUUGGGAUCAAGUCAUUCAUCGCAUACCUGAUUCCGGAUGUACCAAAGAACCUGUAUGACCGAAUACGACGGGAAAAGUACUUAGUCCAAGAGAUGAUGUACGAGGCUGAACUAGAACAUUUGCAACAACAACGGAGAAAAAGUGGUCAUCCUGUUCACCACGAAUGGCCUUAGUUGAUACCUGAGGGGUAGUACCAAUAGUGGGGAAGACAGCAACCUUAAGUUCUAGGGGGGGUCCAAGAGGAAGGCAUGCCUGGCAAACCAUAUGUGUGAUAUGUUACUUGGAAAUGCAUCACAGCCAUCUCUGGGAUUUGGAAUAUCCAGGCUUCUAGGGAAGAAAAAGGUGACUCAUGACAUCUAGGUGGUUAGAUCACCAUUGCAGGAAGCCAGAAUCUAAUUCUCAGAACCAGCCUCAGGGAGUUGUGUGUUUGGAGACCUCCACCUUCCGUUAGCUGCAGUGUAAUAGGAAGGGUGAUGGUGAGGUUUCUAGCAACAGUUUCCCAUGUAACUGUUCACAAGCCAGGCAUGCUUAAAGUAUCAUGUGGUCUUCAGUCACAUACUAAUCUGACUUUGGAAUCUUAGGUUGAGUUGAGAUACUUACAAAAAAUGACUUACAUCAAUUAUUGCCUCUGCUGCAAGAAUUCCAUGUCCCUUCAGCUUAACAGGUUUGGGGAAUUUUUCUUGUCCCCCCCCCCGAGUUUAUGGAUCUGUGCCACAAGGAAUUUAUGCUGCUUUACAUUGACUAUGCAGUCGAAGAGUUACACACCACCUUUAGUAGUCAAACCAAAAAUCUCAGAUUCUAAAAAGAAUACCGUUCAUUGAAACAUACUCUGUUGCAUUGGCUACAUUCAAAUGUGUUCUAUCACUGGCAGAACAAGUUUCACUGCCUUUUUUUAAAUUAAAUUUCAGUAGAGCCACAUACUUAUAAAAUAUGGGUGUUUAUUCUCAUAUCAUUUAGAAUACCACUCAUCCAUAUUUUACUGAGGAGGACUGUUUUAUAGUAUUUUUAAUUUUUUUCCUCCCUAGUUUAUUAUAACAACUCCCACAGAAUAAGAGAAUAACUUGAAAUGCUGUAAAUAUGUUGGUUUUCCUUGUACUUUUGCACCUUGGCAAUACGUAAUGCAAGUUACAUUUUGUGCAGCUCCGAGAUCAGUGACACAGUAUGCCAUUGUGACUUAUUUAUUCAGGAAAUCAGAAGCCAAAUGCUUUGCAACACAUUAAGCUGUUCUAACAAUGUGCACUUUUUUCAUGAGCUAAUGAAAACAUAGCAUGAAUAUAAAUUUAUAUUAUUUGUAAAAGCACACACACAUUUUUGUUUUAUUUCCUUUUCAUCAGUGAAGGGAGUUUUGUGUUACUGUUUCUUUGAGAGAUUGAGUUGGUUGAUUUUUGAAAACUAUCUAAAACCAAGAUCAAAUCAACUGUGAAAAGACAUGGCUGUGCUUUGUUGUAGAGUUGCUGUUUUGGUGUCCACUCUAUGAGUGUUCUUGGUCACAGACAGAUGCAGUGGGAAUGAUUAAGCGUUCGAGUAAAGAAAGUCUGGUGGACACAUAAGCUAUGGGAGCAGGUGGGGAAGAAAGAGGAGAGUUGAAAUAAGGGAGUGUGUGGGAGAAAUCAAGACUCCUUUCCUUGCAAAACAACCAAAACUGAUCUCAGUUCCCCCCCCUCCAAGAAUGGGGGGCAAAUUACAUAGACUCACACAUUUAUAUACAUAUAUGUGGUCAUAUAUAUGUAUGCAUCUGAUUAUUAUUUGUCCAGUAAUUUUUUGUCCAAUUAAACAAAGCACCAUUAUUUCCAAAAUGUAUAAAUACCAGAAAAAAGACAAUGGAAAUAAAGCUACUUUGUAUAUAUGCUAGAGUAUCUCUAGUAAGAAAAUUAUAGUUUCUCUUACUGGAAAACUAAAAUUCUAACCCUGAAAAUGUUUUUUUGACCAUUUCUUUUUUUACUCCAGGGAAAAGCUGACAGGCCAUAGUUGUUCAUUGGUUUGUUCUUGUCAAAAAUAAACACUUCCCUACUGCCCCUCUGAUUCUGAGCAGAGGGAAGGACCCCAGACUCCCUCCCCAGCCCUUGUCACCAAGGACUCUUACAUUCAGGUUCCUCAGAGGUCUUAGUUCUGCCACCUGCUAGUCACAACAACUAGUUCCACUAACUGUACAAAGGAGUUUUAAAUUUCUUUUUUUGUAGAGUCUGCAGCAUUUCCUUUUCUUUGUUAGUUGAAUGUAUGCCAUGCCUGAGGAUAAAUGUUCUGUAUGCCUAUUGAAGACAUAAAUGAACUACUUGACAUUUAUGUAGUUUCCAAAUUAGGGAUACAAGACAAAAACAUUUGUCUUGCAGUAGAGAAAAGAAUAGUGGUAGCCACACCCUUGAGAAUUUUUUCUGUUCUUUCUGAGUUAUUUUUAUAUUACCACCAUCAGUGUUUAAAAGCAUAUUGAUUGCCUAGAGAGAAAGAAAAGGAAAAGAGAAAGAGAUUUUCAAUAAAAAAUUACAAUACAUUGAUUUAGGCAUUGCCCCCUCUGGUAAUUUUUGAGACCAAUAGAAAAAUACAGAAUCGAUGAAAAAGUUACCUGAAAUUUUCCCUUUGUGAAACAAUGCAGUAGAACCUAGCUAUGCCUUCAUGGUUGUUGACAGCAAAAUAUUGACAGCCCCUCACAGUAUGUGAGUUUUAAAUCACUCUGCUUUCGUUGAGAGAAAUGUUUUAUAUCAUGGUUUUCAUAGGAAUACAAAUUAUUUCUCAAAGAUUUAUAUAGCACACACUAUUCUCAGGAAUUCUGUAUUACAUGAAUGCUGCUUAUAUAUUUUCAUAUUCUAAAUUGUUGUCUUUUCAAGCAGAUGACUAACAUAUAUGUGCAUGAAGCCUGCCUUGACAAGUUGUUCAAAGCUGAAGCACUUUCCCAGUCCAGUGUGUGAAAAAUUUAUCUAGAAAUAGUUUGCGAUUGUCUGAGUCUGUGCACGUACUUUUCGAUAAAAUGCUGAGUGACUGCAUGAUGAAAUACAACUUCUGAAUGCUGCACUUUCUUCCAAAAUGACUCUUAGCACAAUCUGUUUUAGAACGGAAUGGAAAGGAACAUUUUUCACUCAAUAAACUAUGUGAUAUGGUAUUUUUCCUAUAAUUUGCAUGUUAAAUUUAAUCCUGCUUGUUUUUUCACUAUCAGUUGGAGUGUCUAUGGGGAGACGGGAUUGCUCAUUCUUUAGCCCUAAGACAAUAGUUCCCUAUUCUUGGAAGCCCUUGUAACACUCUUGAAAAGUUUUGGCUAUUUGUUCUCUGAUAAGCUCAUUGUCCUCAUCAAGGCAUUUGCACAUGAAAAGUACAGAUGGAAUAUCAUAUUGAAUCUAAUAAUGGUUUGUUCUAGAAACAGAUGGGAGAGGAAGGUUGAUUUGUUCUUAUGAAAGCAGUAAAUGUUUCUAUCACACA
Molecule: messenger RNA, 6136 nt
Organism: Suricata suricatta (meerkat)
Lineage: Eukaryota; Metazoa; Chordata; Mammalia; Carnivora; Herpestidae
Gene: ANO3
Product: anoctamin 3
Exons: 26
Coding region: 91-2901 (936 amino acids)
Biological process (GO): chloride transmembrane transport
Cellular component (GO): plasma membrane
Molecular function (GO): chloride channel activity; protein dimerization activity
Source: RefSeq, a predicted model, not a curated record